Oppiella nova is the source of this 231-nucleotide messenger RNA. NCBI's taxonomy places the organism in Eukaryota, Metazoa, Arthropoda, Arachnida, Sarcoptiformes, Oppiidae. The record is from the annotation of a GenBank genome assembly.
AUGCCGGCCGGGGAGGUACGGGUGGACGACCACAAAGUGGUGCCCCCAUCGCGGGCGGACAUGAAGUCGCCGGUGGAGGCACUCAUACAUCACUUCAAGUUCUUUACGGAGGGCUAUGGCGUACCCGCGGGCGCCACCUAUACGGCGGUGGAGGCGCCGAAGGGUGAGUUCGGGCUGUAUAUGGUUAGCGACGGCAGUUCCCGGCCCUACCGGUGCAAGAUUAAGGCCCCG